AUGGGAGCCAAGCUUUGCGCCGCGGAGGAGGGGCUCACCAGCGCGCAGUCCACCGUGCAUGAAUGCCGCUUCCCCCUCUGGGCUGUGAGGGUGGCCGACUUCCUGAAGAUGCGGGGCCCUCCCGAGCACCACGAGGCCCUGCGAGAGCGGGGCUUGCUGCAGAAGUGGGAGCCGAGCAUGUUCGUGAUCUUCGUCUCGCACCAAUGGCUCAGCUCUGUACAUCCAGACCCAGAGGGUGAGAAAGUGAAGCACCUCCAGCAGACGCUUCUCGGUCUGAUCGACGGAAGUUUGCCGGUGGCCGAGGACAUUGUCUCCCGAUCGGACGACAAGAGUCUGUCACCCAACGUGCGCCGACGCAUUGCCGAUGGCUUUCUCUUCUUCGACUGGUUCUCCAUACCCCAAAACCUGCCCCAAGAGCGCGGGCCGAAUGAAGAUGCUGCCUUGGCUGUUCAGAGCAUCCCGGCCUACGUGGAGCUCUCGAACUUCUUCAUCGCCUUCGUGCCGGCGCUGACGCACAAAGACUCGUCGGAGCCGGUGAACUACGCCACGUGGCUGUCCAGGGGGUGGUGCCGCGCCGAGCUCUGGUGCCGGCUCCUCAGCAACAAGGCCGACACCUCCGUGGUCGUCGCGUACUCCAAGACCGAGGCGGAGUUCCUCUCACCGCUGGACUGGCACAACAACAGCAUCGUGGAGGGCGAGUUCACGGUGGAGGCCGACCGGGCCGCGGUCGUCCGCCUCGGUGAGAUGGCCGUCGAAAGCAAGAUCCGGCAUCUGCAAGAGAAGGGCCCCUUGAGCCACUAUCGCCUCUACUCUGCCCUUCGCCCGCAUCUCCUCCGCCAGCAGCGGAAGGAGCGAGAGAUUGAGGAGUUUCUGGGGCAGUUCUGCUUCGACGGCUGGAUGGAAGCAGUGCAAGACAGCAGCGGCAUGAAUGCCGUCAUGUGCGCCGUGAUGUCGGGCGACACCGGAAUCUUGCAAUUGCUGGCUCAGAGUCGAGCAAACAUGAACCACACCCUUCAAGGUAUGGGAGACUUGGGAUAUUACGACACCCAGACAGUGCUCAUGGCAGCAACGAAGUCGCGGCAGGAUCCCUCUGUGCUGGCAGCCCUGAUCGAGCUUCGUGCCGACGUCAACGCCCGUGCCAGAACAGGCCUUGUUGCCCUUUGUAUGUCCCGAUCACCCGCGCACGUGAACGUUCUCUUGGAGCACCGCGCUGACAUGCCCCACUUCGUGCUGACGUGUGUGUCCUCCUUUGCGUGCCCAGACACGGUUCAAGCGCUUCUCGCGCAUCGGUGUGACCCAAAUCAAACAGGAGAUCCCAGUGUUGGUCCUGGAUACGGGGCGCUGCACGCCGUGGCUUUAUUCUCGCGCAGAAACCGCAGAGCCGUUGACACGGCAAAGUUGCUACUGGCACACCAUGCUGACAUCAAUGCGCGCAAGGAGAUCUCCGGAAUCUUGCUGAGGCAGCACUGGGCUGCGCGGAUCCAGAUGGGCCUCUUGGGCUUCUCCAACUGCAACAUGGUGAUCCGCCUUAGGGCCUCCAUGGCAGGCUUAUCCCCGCUGGGAUAUGCAGCCAUGGUCGGCCACGAACAGCUGACGCAGCUUUACUUGGAGCGCGGGGCGGACCUGCUACCAAAUGAACGCGGCGACUCUCCAGAAGACCUGGCGCGGAAGAACCACCACGACCACCUGCUGCCCAUGUUGGCCACCCGCAGUGUCCAAGUUUAG
Symbiodinium natans is the source of this 1725-nucleotide messenger RNA. The record is from the annotation of a GenBank genome assembly. Lineage: Eukaryota; Dinophyceae; Suessiales; Symbiodiniaceae.